Tricharina praecox is the source of this 1056-nucleotide messenger RNA. RefSeq names its product HIT domain protein. Gene Ontology annotation, biological process: nucleotide metabolic process. The record is from RefSeq and is a predicted model, not a curated record. The transcript has 2 exons. Bases 242 to 871 code for a protein of 209 amino acids. Gene Ontology annotation, molecular function: catalytic activity. Lineage: Eukaryota; Fungi; Ascomycota; Pezizomycetes; Pezizales; Pyronemataceae.
CUCUAUGUAUGUAACGUAACUAGCCGGAGCCACCUGGUUACGGCACGCACCCCACACAAACCUCGGUAGACCCUGACAACGCACACACGACCCAACGAACGGCCGAACCGACCGAACCUCGCUCGCGGCCGGCCGAGCAACCACCUCCACAAUGCCUCACUCAACCCACGCUCUCUUCCAGCCCGGCUCUCCUCCAUCCCCCUCCUUCACCAUCCAUAGCCCCCUCACGCCAUAGCACCUCAUGUCGCUCCUCCCCUCCACCGUGCUCGCCACGCUCUCCUCGCAAGCCCGCAGCGGCGUCUGCGCGUUCUGCGAAAUCUCUACAUCAUACCCCUCGUUCCCGCCGAGCACUCCAGCACCCGCCCCUCCACCCACACCACCGGCGCAACAGCAGCAGUCACACAUCGUCCUCUCGACGCCAGACGUAAUCGCGUUCCUGGACAUCUUGCCGCUGACGCGCGCGCACGUGCUGGUGUGCCCGCGCGCCCACCGCGAAAAGCUCUCGGACCUCUCGCCCGCCGAGAACGCGGUCGUAGGUGCGUGGUUGCCUGUCGUGGCGAGAGCGGCUUGUAACGUCUCUGGAUACGCGGAUUUUAAUCUCGUGCAGAAUAAUGGUGUCAACGCCGCGCAAGUAGUCCCGCACGUGCACUACCACAUCAUCCCGCGGCCCGACGAGCGGCAGCGCGAGAAGCUGGAGCGCGACACGCCGGGGGCGAAGAAGCAGUGGUGGAAGAGCCCGUUUGGCUCUGGGUGGAGGACAGAUCUGGACGAUGACGAGGGCGAGGCACUCGCCAAGCUCAUGCGCGAGGAGAUCAUUAAGGAGGUCGGACAGAUGCGCGAUAAGGACUCGAGGGUGCUUGCGCUGCUGUAGCUACUGGUGGGGGGAGUGUAAUGCUGUCUGUGACUCGGGUGGAUACCGGUAUAAUUAUUGCGUAAUGGAUUACAUAGAAGUCCGAGAGAGACGUAUGAUGCUACUUGUGUAAUUCACAUAGGAAAUCCGAAAUACAUGAGAAACCACUCGCCCAUCCCCAUCGUCAUGCAACCCCUCCCCCAAAU